UGCUUCAUAGGAGGAAGUCUGAAGUUGGAAGGCAUUAACAUCAUGAUUUGUGUCAUGGAUACUUGAUACUGAAGUUGACCUGAUCAAUACAGAAAGUUUUCUCCGAGAUAGAAGUGUCCAGAUAAUUAUAACUGGCAUCACCUUACAAGGUGUUUUGCUACUCUUGCUGUCUUACAGGUUCCUUUUAGGAUUAAUGGAAUUAGUAAUACAAACUCAAUUUGAUCAGAACCUCUUCUUGCUAUAUGACAUCUCCUUGCUGGAGUUUCUAAAGCUCACCCAUAGACGAAGCAAUAUUGUUUGGUUAUAAGUUGCUUGCUAAGCAGUUGUGUAACCAUAAAUCCUUCUAUGAAAAACCGUGUAGGUUGUGUAUAUCAGAUCUCUGGUAUAAUUCGUGUGUUGUUGUAUUGUUUUAGUCUGUAUACUUGGACAGUAUGUUCUACAACAAUAGGAGGAAUACAUCAAGUGUUGAGCAAUUGAUUUGGUCAUCACUCACUGGUUGUCUUGGUCUUUUAGUGUAUUCUUGAGUUGUCUUGAUCUUUUAGUGUAUUCUUGGCCUGAGUAACCUGUGCAAACGGCAAAGAAGAGUAAAAUACUCCAAUUUUUCUGGAUUGCUCAUAGCUUGACUUGACACAGUCAAGUGCCACUCUUCUGGAGAAGAAACUAUGAUACACUUGGCUGCUAAUAGACACAGUCGUUAGCAAUUUGUAUUGUCACAACAGUCUCUUUUUCUCCUGCUUUGUCUGUGGUUAAUAGAUUGUUCAUCCUCCCUCUCACUCAUAUGUUUCAUGGGUCUCUUUUCUCCUACCAUGCCACAAGGCUAACAACUGUUAGAUCCUCUCAAUCUCAGCUGUCUUUAUCUGGUGUGGCCGAGCGAGUUUAAUGUAAUUAAGAGCAAAUUCCAUGUGCGAGAGUAGCGAAAAAUAAUGUCUUAGGUUGAUGAUGUAUCUGUCUUACAGGCAAAGAAGUGGAGGGUUGUUAUUUAAGAGAAGAGAGGUAGGUGGUCCGCCUGUAAACUGGAAGGAGUAGUUAACAGUCAACUGCUGCAAGAUCAGAGGAACAGGAGUCUCAUUUAAUCUUCUGUGCUUUCACCUCAGCCAUGCCCCCUUCUCCCUCUCAUCUCGUAGAGGCACCAGCCUCAACCUUCCAAGCCAAGGAGACCAGACCAUUGCAUCUCACGUUACGGUUCUAAUGCGAGGAGAAACGGAAGGGGAGGGGUGGAGAGAGAUUAGAGGACAGGGAAGACGUAAGCAGAGGAAACGAUGGGUGCAACCCUUCUCUUGCCGACACCAUCAUCCCAUUCCAGAAAUGCCCCCCUGCAGCCCAGAGAGAGAGAGAGAGAGAGAGAGAGAGAGUUGGCAUUCUCUCCUGUUUCCAAUUGGCAUGGGACUCAUUGGGUUUUGUCCUGGUCAGACCUUCCACAUGGACGGUGUAACAGGCGAAGGAACCUCCCCCUUCCUCCUCCCCCUGUUCUCUCUCUCUCUCUCUCUCUUCCUCUCCAUCCACCUUUAUUUCUCCAGUUUCACAAUAUGUCUCUGUUCCCAUCUGUUUUCUUUAUGACCUCUUCUUGGUGAAUAGGCCUGUUUCCGUUCUGGGUGUUGCCUUGUAACCCCAUCUGUUUUCAUCUGUCGAUGGAGGUGAGAAUGAUGAAGAAGACGAGAAAGGUUCGCAAGGAACCAUCGCCAUCUGCUACUUGUUCCCCCUUCAGGGAUGAUGUCAGGCAAAGAUUCAAAUACCAAUCCCUCCUGCAAGAUCAUAUGGAGUUGCUCGAGGAAACUGAAGCAAAGAAGAAGAAACUGCAGGAGGCAAGACAAAAAAAACUGCAGCUCUUGACUGAAGUCAGGUUCUUGCGAAGAAAACAAGAGUCAUUAUCAGAAUAUCCAUCUCAGGAAAUCCCAUUUAGAAUAAAGAAGCAAUCUCGUCCAACGGCAUCCCCAUCAGUUUGUAUUUCGCAAUCAGUGAAUUUGCCUCUUCCAAAUGGAGUAUCUACUAGAGGAAAGAAAUACAAAGUAUUGGAAGCAGCAAAUGCAAGGAAAGUGUCUUCUCAAGAUAAGAGCGACCGAGUAAAGGAAGCUGCAAAUACAAGCAAUUGCGCUUCUCCACUGAUAAAUCUGAAUCAGGUCUCUUUAAUGAAACAGAGAAGUUUCAGUUGGAGAAAGAUUUCCUGAAAAUGGUGAAAUUGUAUAGACAUUAAAUGAAUGAAGGAGGCAAAAUGAUAUUGAGUUAGCAAUUUGUAGAGACAUCGAGAGGAACUCAAACAGGGGUUGGUCAGGGCAAAAUUUUAUAGCAAGAUCGUGUAGCUUUGAAGUCUUAUGCAUUUUCAUGGGUGAGAAAGGUGGUGAAGGAUGCACUGUCAUAGGACUUACCUAUCGACAAGCAGCGGUCGUGUAUAUUUGCUUCUAAAUGUAAGAUGCUGGAGCCAAGACAGGCUGAUAAGAUGCUUCUCUCAGUUCAGUAGAUAACAAUCUGAUCACAGAUGCCGUAUGGGGGACGGGAACUUUUGACAUGAGGAAUGCACCUUCUGGUUUACUGUUGUUUCUUGGUCAUCUUUCUUCAAGAUGCUUGAAGAAACCCAUAUCAAGAAUUGGUCCUCUCUUCGCGUGAUGGAAAUCGAGGAUUUGUCAUGUUCAAUACCAAGUUGUGCCGCUCUUCAUAUUCUACUAAAAUGUAUCAGAGAAGAAGAUGGACGGGUCCAAAUUGAUGAAAUAACUGAUUCAUUAACUUUAUAAAUCUAAGCCACCGAUCGUAGAAAGCUAAUCUAACCUUAUAAAUCAAAUUCAAAUUGAUUUGUAAAAGUUUUUCAUGGGCUCUGAACUUUGCAAUUACAUUGUAACUUGUCAUUUUUCUCAUGACUUGUGCUACAGAUAGUUGGGUUUUCCCAGGAAUCAUAUUUAGAUUAAUCUCUUAUUUGCAUGAGUAA
This is a messenger RNA of Musa acuminata AAA Group (dessert banana), 2917 nucleotides long. RefSeq lists its product as uncharacterized. NCBI's taxonomy places the organism in Eukaryota, Viridiplantae, Streptophyta, Magnoliopsida, Zingiberales, Musaceae. The record is from RefSeq and is a predicted model, not a curated record. The transcript has 6 exons. The coding region runs from base 1629 to 2165 and encodes 178 amino acids.